UUCAAAAGCACUGAUUCUCACUAAGCAGUAGAGCUUUCUUGUGAUUUUAUGAAAGCUCCAGGAUGUUUGAUUUUCAAGAUUGAAAAUGCACAGAGAUGUAGUACUUUGAUCCAGGAAAGAAUUUCAAUAAAAAUUGCGCGUGUUUUGUCACGUGGUACACUAAGAUGCAUAAAGGGAAAUUUUCAAUGUCCAUUUCCUUGAGAAAAUUGUUCAAGUAUUUGUAAGUCGCACUACAAUACACGUGAAAUCGUGGGCCGAACUUAUAUAGCUAGUGGCAACGUGACAAUAGUCUGCCGAGGACGGAUUGAAGACUCAGAAGAACAUCAAGACCGACCUUCAAUCCUAGUGAAGAUUGUAUAAUUAUUCCAAUAACCACUGAUUAUUUUUUUUGAAAUCGAGCACAUGAUUAAAAAGAUAAUAAUCCUAUUUGAAUUAAUCCACAAGUAUACAAUUAUACUUCAUUUGGAAAUUAUUCAAUCUAUUCCGGGGUAAUCUAUCCUGAUACUGAAUGAUAUUUUUGAGGAACAUAUUAUAUUAUCGUGAUUUAUUUUUAGGUAUAAAUAAUUGUCAGUAAUCAUUUAUAAUUACCUUUCGUAACUCUGAAAAUACUGUUAUUAUAUAUCACCCUUGUCAUAAUCAAAAUAAAAAAUUAUAUGUGUAAUAAUAAUACAUCUACUACGCUUAAACACAACGAGUGAAGGGGUUUUGCGUACGUCGACCGUGGACGGAACAAGAUUCUCACGUGGAUUCUAGAGCGCAGGCGUAUGUACCCCUUGUACGGCGCGAGAAGAUAAAAGGGUGUGUGACAUACCCUGCAAGCUCAGUCUAACUCGAACCAUUGAGUUAUAUCAACUAUCACUAGCAUAGUUGAACAAUUAAUAACAACAAAUAAUCCAAGCUUAUUUCAUUGAAAUAAACAUCAUCUAAAUAAAUUUGAAACACUUGAAGAAUCUCAGUGAUUUGAAAUUACAUCCACCAAAGUGAAUAAUUUUGUUGUGGGUUGAAUUAUCAAGUUUAUCUUAUUUAGAGUGAGAUAAUAGAUCAUACAAUAGUUGUCCUUGGAACAAUAGUAGAUUCAAAAAAUCCUACUUCCUUGAUCAUGGGGGAGACAAUGAGAUUCAUCAAGUCUUCAAGACAUGGUCAACAACGUCCUAAAUCCAUUGAAGAUGAAUGCAGCACUGAUAGUGGUUGCAGUAGUGGAGAAAAUACUGAUAGUGUUGAACACUUAUCUAGACCUCGUGUCAAUGACCGAAAUUCAUCAUUCCAUCGUUAUCAUCAUCGAUCUCAUCACCAUCGCCAUGAAACUCUGACCCAAUCUCAAGAGCGGUUGUCGAGGGUGAUGAUUUGCAAUCAACGUGGCAGGACAAACAAAUCAUCAAGAUCUUGGAGUCCAAGUGCAAUAAGACAAAGUUCAAGCCGAGAAUCACCUUCUUACUCAUCUAGUCCAUCAGAUGUCCAAAGUACAGAUAGCGAUUCUCUUAAUCGUGCAUCAAAGAUUGAAGUUGUCCGACGUGCUCUACAAUGCCUAAAGCUUGUCAAAUGGGAAAACAACUCGAAGGAAAGAAAACAUACGAAGAAAAGCCCCAAGAGGAUCUUAAGAGACCCCAUUCCUUACACUUAUGUUAGAGGAAUGUCCGGUUUACCAACACAGAGAGUACCAAGAAGAAGUGUGCAAUAAGUUCAGUGGUAAUUUUAUCCUGAUAUAAAAGACCUUUGAAUAGUAAGAAGAAUCGCUGAUAAACUAUAGAUUCAAUUUUAUUACACUUAGAAUUAAGGAGAACAAUGGCUUUUUGGUCAAACGUGAAUGCAGUGUAGAAUGCUCAAAUCAUCAUUCGUAUUUUAAGUUGAAAAUUCAUUUUUAUGUUCAAUUAAAAUUUAAAUUAAUUUGAAUGAUAUAAAUUAAUUCAUUUUAGU
Molecule: messenger RNA, 1914 nt
Organism: Chelonus insularis
Lineage: Eukaryota; Metazoa; Arthropoda; Insecta; Hymenoptera; Braconidae
Exons: 1
Coding region: 1100-1678 (192 amino acids)
Source: RefSeq, a predicted model, not a curated record